CGACCUUCAAUAAUCUCCAAUCUAUUAAGCAAAAAUCCUCAACUACUUGAUGGCUCAUCAUGGUGUUUCGGGUUUAGUCGGGAAAGUUGUAACUGAAUUGGAGCUCAAUUGCGAUGCUGACGAAUAUUAUAAAGUCUAUAAACACCAUCAACUAGUACCAAAUGAGGCAGUUUCUCAUCUUUUCACUGGUGUUAAAGCUCUUGAAGGAGGAGACGGCCUCAGUCCCGUUCAUAUCAAGGAAUGGAGCUAUAUUCUUGAGGGAAAGACAAUGACCGCCGUGGAGGAAUCAACAUAUGACGAUGAAACAAGGACCAUAUCGCACCGCAUCGUUGAAGGAGAUGUGAUGAAGGAUUACAAGAAGUUUGAUGAGAUCGUUGUAGCUAAACCAAAGCCUGAUGGACAUGGAAGCAUUGUAUCCAUAUCUAUAAUGUAUGAGAAAAUAAACGAGGAUUCUCCAACUCCAUUUGACAUCCUGAAAACUUUCCAUCAGAACAUUCUAGACCUAAGUGCUCACAUCUGUGCUUCCGAGUAAAAUAUCUGUCGAGUGUUGGGUGUCCAUAUGCACGAAGUCAGUACUUGGUGUUUAUUUAUGUGUGCAUUAUUCAUGGACUAUGCAUGGCUUUGUAACCGUAAUUUAUCGCUUCUUUCAUCGUCUUUUUUUCUUUCUUUUUGGAUACUUCUUUCUUAAAGAAGUUUUGGUUCUAUGUCCGUCCCUUGCUAUUUUAAUUUUUUGUUCUUUCAUCAAUAAAUAUUUUUGCUUAAGAAAAAAAACACUCAUGAGCUACGUCUA
Molecule: messenger RNA, 790 nt
Organism: Papaver somniferum (opium poppy)
Lineage: Eukaryota; Viridiplantae; Streptophyta; Magnoliopsida; Ranunculales; Papaveraceae
Product: major latex protein 15-like
Exons: 2
Coding region: 50-532 (160 amino acids)
Biological process (GO): defense response
Source: RefSeq, a predicted model, not a curated record